AUGGCUUCACCGCCAAAACCCUGGGAAAGAGGAGGCGCUGCAGUUAGUACCGCUCUUCCAAGUCCUGCCAUGACUUCAACCACUGCUGCUACGUCAGGUUCUGCUGGACCAUCGGUCUUAUCAUCCACAGCCAGUACUGCCUCGGGCGCACCAGCCAUCCCCGAACGUCCAUCCUCUCUCACAAAUACCGUCAACCAAAACGCGUCCGCAUACUCGCCAUACGGCGCAAAUAGACUAGGAGCCGUAGGAGCCUCGCCAUAUGGUAUGGGAACUAUGGGAUCCUAUUCAUCGCCGUACUCAAGAAUGGGAGGGAUGGGGGGCAUGGGAGGAUAUGGUUAUGGUGGCAUGGGAGGGUAUGGAUCUAUGUAUGGUGGAGGCAUGGGAGGGAUGUAUGGGAACAUGGGAGGAAUGGGUCCAAAUGAUCCCAUGAGCUUGACGCAAGGCUUUACUCAAAGCACACAAGCUACCUUCCAGAUAAUCGAAAGUAUAGUUGGUGCAUUUGGAGGAUUUGCUCAAAUGCUUGAAAGCACAUACAUGGCUACACACUCUAGUUUUUUCGCUAUGGUUUCUGUGGCUGAGCAAUUCGGAAACUUGCGCAAUACUCUCGGAUCUAUUCUAGGGAUAUUUACCAUGAUGCGCUGGUUGCGCACUCUUUUCGCCAAAAUCACAGGCCGACCCAUGCCCGCAGAUGCUACUUCUUUAACCCCUUCGGCAUUUGCCUCUUUCGAAGGCCGCAAAGUACUUCCAGAUGGUAGCGCGGCACCCCGUCCAUCCAAGAAGCCUUUCUUGUUCUUCAUAGCAGCAGCCUUCGGUCUCCCAUACCUCAUGGGUAAGAUGAUCAAGGCCCUUGCUGCUUCACAAGAAGAGGAACAGAAACGACUAAUGGCAUCAGGCCAACUAAUGGGUGCUGACGGCCAACCUGUACCCGCACAACUUGAUCCUUCGAAACUAGAUUUCUGUCGCGUCUUAUACGACUUUACCCCUGAAUCCGGCGCCGCAGUCCAAGGUGUGGAUCUCGAAGUCAAGAAAGGAGAUCUAGUAGCAGUUAUCAGUAAAAGCGAUCCGAUGGGUAAUCCAUCAGAAUGGUGGCGUUGUCGUGCUCGCGAUGGUCGCAUGGGAUACCUCCCUGCUGUAUACCUGGAAGUAGCAAGACGACCUGGUCAACCUAUAGCAGAAAUUAAGAGUGCAAGUCAAAGUGGAAGUCGAACUAGUACCUUAACUAGUUCAAGUAUUGGCAAUGCCAACCGAGCAAAAUCACUGGCGGCUCCUCCUGCUGUGGCUGGAAAGGCAGGUGAUAUUGGAGUGGAUAGUUUCCAGAAGAGCCAAUUUUAUUCGUAG
Molecule: messenger RNA, 1338 nt
Organism: Sclerotinia sclerotiorum 1980 UF-70
Lineage: Eukaryota; Fungi; Ascomycota; Leotiomycetes; Helotiales; Sclerotiniaceae
Exons: 3
Coding region: 1-1338 (445 amino acids)
Biological process (GO): protein import into peroxisome matrix, docking
Cellular component (GO): peroxisome; peroxisomal importomer complex; peroxisomal membrane
Molecular function (GO): protein binding
Source: RefSeq, a predicted model, not a curated record